Molecule: messenger RNA, 864 nt
Organism: Aspergillus chevalieri
Lineage: Eukaryota; Fungi; Ascomycota; Eurotiomycetes; Eurotiales; Aspergillaceae
Product: putative short chain dehydrogenase/reductase
Exons: 3
Coding region: 1-864 (287 amino acids)
Cellular component (GO): cytoplasm
Molecular function (GO): oxidoreductase activity, acting on the CH-OH group of donors, NAD or NADP as acceptor
Source: RefSeq, a predicted model, not a curated record
AUGCCUCGCCCAAAAUCCAUCAUCAUAACCGGCGGCGCAUCAGGCAUCGGCCUAGGCAUAACCCACCACUUCCUCUCCUCCCCCGCAUACACAAACACAAACACUCACGUUACAAUCCUAGACAUCAACCCGUCAGCUGGUGCCAAAGCGCGCCAGUCUCUGCGCUCGCAGUAUCCUACUGCAAGUGUCAGUUUCGAGCACUGCGAUGUAUCCUCGUGGGAGUCGCAGGCUGCGGCUUUUGAGAGGGUGUUUGAGCAGCAGGGGGGUGUGGAUGUGGUCUUUGCAAAUGCAGGGGUUACCGAGUCGGUGGAUUUAGUCAAGUCUGCGCUGUGGAGUGCGAGUGGUGGUGGGCUGGUGAAGCCGGGGUUGAAGACGGUGGAUGUUAAUCUUUCGGGGGUGCUUUAUACUGUUCAUUUGGGGAUACACUACAUCUCUAAGAAUACCCCCACGAUUGCUGGUGAUGGAAAACCGCCAAGCAAGGGUAGUAUCAUUUGUACCGCGUCCAACGCCGGUCUCUAUGCCUUCCCGAUGGCACCGAUCUACUCAGCCACCAAACACGGUGUUAUUGGCUUAGUCCGCUCCUUAGCGCCGGCAUUAGAAAGGGAGCAGAUUCAAAUUAAUGCACUCGCGCCGGCUGUUAUUGAAACCAACCUCGCGCCCAGCUCGGAUUUGUUUAAGGCGAUGAUUCUCACGCCCAUGUCGACGGCUACUAAGGCCGCGGAGCAGUUUGUUGAUGAUUCUUCGUUGACGGGGAACGUUGCUGAGUUGCAUGGGGAGCAUGUUACUUUCGCAGAACCGCCGGAAUAUGUUGAUGAGGAUACGAAGACAAAUAUUGAGACGUUUGCGAAGCUGGGGUAUGCAUAG